CAGAGCCGAGCCCCCAGCAGGGGGGUCAGCCCACCGCAUGGCUGCCUACCGGGGCCCCGUGCUCGACUUCAACAGUUUGGAUGAUGAGCCACAUGCUGUUUCACCACCCAAGUAGUAGCCUGUCACUUCCAUGUAUGGGACUGCAUCAGCACAUCGUCUACCCGACCGUGCAGCAAGCACGCACGCACAGUCAGCGUACUCCAGCGUUGAAGGCAGAUGACAAAAAGUCCUCCAGCAGCAGAUCCAACGGGCUUCCCCAACACCUGGAUGGAUUUGACGGAGGACAUUUCCCGCCCUCCCGCGGCGCCUUGGGGUGUCUAGCAGGUGCGGAACAUCAUGUCCUACCCGCAUUUGUCUCUCGGCCGGAGACGACACGCCGGAGGAGCCAUGUGGAGCGCGCCCACGUCCAUCACGCCUGGCAAAAAUCAUCAACAACUCCAGUGAGGAAGAGGAGGAGGAGGAGCAGGAGGUGGAGGAGGAGGUUGAGAGGUGUGGUGGGGGGGCGCCGAAGCACUUUGUCAAAGAUAAGAUCUGUCGAGGAGGGAACCAAGAAGAGAGGAGAUGGUCGAAGAAUGGCCGCACCUGAUCUCCUUGACCCCAAGUCUGCCGCCCACAAUUCCAAGCCCCGCCUGUCGUUCUCGGCCAAGCCGGUGGUGCUGACGUGCGACGAGGAGGACGAGUGCGGCGGCGCCCGCGCCACCGUCAUGCGUUGGAAGACCGUGUCGGCCAUCUUCUUCCUGGUGGUGCUCUACCUGGUGAUCGGCGCCACCGUGUUCCGCGCCUUGGAGCAGCCGCACGAGAGCUCCCAGAAGAUGGCCAUCUUGGCCGAGAAGCUCGAGUUCUUGGCCAUGCACGGCUGCGUCAACUCCUCCGAACUGGAGGAUCUGGUCAAGCAAGUGGUUUCCGCCAUCCGAGCAGGUGUGAAUCCCUCAGGAAACUCUUCCAACCAGACGAGCCUUUGGGACCUCAGCUCCUCGUUCUUCUUUGCUGGCACUGUCAUCACCACCAUCGGGUUCGGCAACACCUCCCCUCACACGGAAGGCGGGCGGAUAUUCUGCAUUAUCUACGCUCUGAUGGGGAUCCCCCUCUUUGGUUUCCUGUUGGCGGGCGUGGGCGACCAGCUGGGCACCAUAUUUGGCAAGGGGAUCGCCAGAGUGGAGAAGAUGAUAGUGAAGUGGAAAGUCAGCCAGACCAAGAUCCGCGUCAUCUCCACGUUGCUGUUCAUCCUGUUCGGCUGCCUCAUCUUCGUAGCGCUGCCGGCCGUCAUCUUCAAGCACAUCGAGGGCUGGAGCACGCUGGAGUCCAUCUACUUCGUCGUCAUCACGCUGACCACCAUCGGAUUUGGAGAUUUCGUCGCCGGGGAAAAAGGAGGUUCCGAGAGCCCGGAGUACCUCAAGUACUACAAGCCGGUGGUGUGGUUCUGGAUCCUGGUGGGUCUGGCCUACUUUGCCGCCGUGCUCAGCAUGAUCGGGGACUGGUUCCGCGUCAUCUCCAAGAAAACCAAGGAAGAGGUGGGCGAGUUCCGGGCUCACGCCGCCGAGUGGACGGCCAACGUGUCGGCCGAGUUCAAAGAAACCCGACGGCGGCUGAGCGUGGACAUUUACGACCGCUUUCAGCGCGCCGCAUCCAUCAAGCGCAAACUGUCCUCGGAGCUGGGCAUCAACGCCUCCAUGAACCAGGAAAUGACGCCUGGCAAACGGACACUGUCGGCCAACCUCGGCGAGGACCGCGAGGCAUACGCCAACUUGACUCUCUCCCUCACGCCGGGGGCCCUGACCAGAAAUGGCAGCCUUUUCCUCAACGGCCUCAGCCCGGACUUUGCCCACCGGCUGGAGGUUGCUGUUGUUGAAAAUCCCAAAUGAGGCCCAAAAAACACAUUUCCGCACUAGUUCAUAUCAAGAAGGUAGUGUGACGUUUGCAAGCUUGCUUCCAUCAUUUCUGUGCCAAUACAGUCACCUUAGACGUGUUCUUAUGAGAGGUAAGUAGGAAAUUGUACAAAAAGUAAAAAGGUGGUGCAUCCUACACGGCCACAAACAUGGCCAGCAUGAGGAAAAUCACUCCACAAAUAUGGGCGCCAUGCAUCAACUUAUUCCCCCCAAAAUGGCCGACAUGAUUCCUCAGACACUUUGCCGAUAAACACACAUUUAAUUUAUGGUCGACACACUACAAUGCAGUCCGCAAACAUGGCCGCCGCGCCUGAUACACACAUUCCACAAAGAUGGCCGCCGCAUCUGAUACACACGUUCCACAAAAAUGACCGCCGCUUCUGAUACACACAUUCCACAAAGAUGGCCGCCGCUUCUGAUACACACCUUCCACAAAGAUGGCCGCCGCAUCUGAUACACAAGUUUCACAAAGAUGGCCGCCGCAUGUGAUACACACCUUCCACAAAGAUGGCCGCCAUGGUACAAAACAUUAAUAGAUGACAUAUAAAAGCUAAGCCAAUGUCCAACUAAUUGAUCUGCGUUUGAAUGAAAUCCUCCUGAAUUGUGGUUGACAUCAGAAGCAAGACGCCAACACAAGAAAUGGUAAAUCUAGAAAGCAAUAGAUGGAAUUGUGCUCAUCUACUAGCAAUUUACCCACGAGGCCCAGACAUCUGCAUCAGAUGAAAGAGGAUCCUCGGCAACGAAUCACACACAAAUAAGGAAUGUGCUUGAAAUAUUACAGUUUAUUUAUUUAUUUAUCUCUCACCACGCAUCAUAUGCCUUGUAUGUUUCCACUCAGUUUUCCUCCCUCGCACCUGAGAUGAAGAUGAAUGUUGACGUUUAAUUUUUUUUUUUUUUUUCUUGCCCUCGAUGACUGAGAGGCGGCUCCUCACCCCUGAGGACUCGCCCACGUGUGCCUUACUGGAAAGUCCGCCGUCAACAUGCAUGAAAGACACAGACGCAAUGUAUGCACGGUGACGAGCUGUAUCCUGGCCAAUCUGUGAAAACGUCCACCAGGAUUCCGAAAAACAAAUACGACAUAGAUAGUGAACCUCCAUUUAUCAUGGAGCGGAUAUGUUCCAGAACAUCUCGCAAAAUAUGAAAAUCCACAAAAAUUAAAAGAAUAGAUCAUUUUGGUGUGUACUUUUACCCUCCCACACGCUUUGAACACAUUUACCAACGCACUUGUUAAAGCAUUGCUUGGCACCUGUCACUGUCUCACUGUCAAAAAAAAUGCAGGUAGCUUAAUGCUAACAUACAGUUGAAACUCCACUGACAGGCUAGUGGAAAUUAGCUUGAUCCAACCUGGAGCACAAACUCAACCAAGUUUUCCUUGCAGAAUGUAUUGGCUAGUCAAGUGUCUUCUGGUUUCAUUGCGUAAGAUGUACUCUGGCAUGUUUUCGGGACAUUACAAAGCAAAAUGCAUUGUGUCUUAUGGAGAUGGACAAAAGUAUUGGGACGAAAUAAUAAUAGUUUUUUUUCCUCGUCCUCGCCAAUACCGCAACAUGUCCCAAUACUUUUGUCGAGGCCUGAACGCUGUGGCUUCCUCAAGGCAGAUGAUUGACAGGUCAAAAGGGAAGCUCUUCAGGGAAGUGUUAGCAUUGUCCAAAGUGUUGUUUUUUCAUGAAGUGGAUAACGGGCACGCUGAAUGCAUUUUUUCCAUUUGUGGCUACAGAUUUGAGCCUCGUUUUGAAUGUUACCUAUGUCAGAUUCAUCCAGAUGUCACCCAAAAACACCAAGUAAAACCAUUCCACUUUGAGACAAUGAAACACACUCAUGCUAGAGGUCCACUCUGCGAGGGUCACGCUUUGCCAACUCAUGAUUUUGUCAAGUGUUGCAUGCAAGUGUAAAUGUUAACCGACUGUGCUCGUGUAAGAAAUCGCAUCAUCCGUUUGUACGACGGCAAUAUUAGUGGCGAUGUUAGCGGUGCCCGUCACUUCAAACUAUCAAGCUGACUUUUCAAACAUUUUAAAUGAACUGUUUUAUAUAUCAAA
Hippocampus comes (tiger tail seahorse) is the source of this 3919-nucleotide messenger RNA. RefSeq names its product potassium channel, subfamily K, member 2b (gene kcnk2b). Gene Ontology annotation, cellular component: plasma membrane. Gene Ontology annotation, molecular function: outward rectifier potassium channel activity; potassium ion leak channel activity. Bases 81 to 1862 code for a protein of 593 amino acids. Gene Ontology annotation, biological process: stabilization of membrane potential; potassium ion transmembrane transport. The transcript is spliced from 9 exons. The record is from RefSeq and is a predicted model, not a curated record. Lineage: Eukaryota; Metazoa; Chordata; Actinopteri; Syngnathiformes; Syngnathidae.